This is a messenger RNA of Ochlerotatus camptorhynchus, 13753 nucleotides long. It is a transcript of the gene tei, whose product is annotated as teiresias. Bases 2422 to 6021 code for a protein of 1199 amino acids. The record is from RefSeq and is a predicted model, not a curated record. Gene Ontology annotation, cellular component: cell-cell junction; plasma membrane. The transcript has 10 exons. Gene Ontology annotation, molecular function: cell adhesion molecule binding. Gene Ontology annotation, biological process: cell-cell adhesion. Lineage: Eukaryota; Metazoa; Arthropoda; Insecta; Diptera; Culicidae.
CAAGGGAUGGUUCACGCGCGCGCGUUCUUUCCUUCUCUCUGUACAUCAUUAUCAAUUGUGCACAAAAACAACAUCACAUCACAUCAGCUUGAUAUCGCAUAGUGUGUUAUACGUUAUAUUGGUGUGCUCCCGAAGACUACUGUGUGUCACACAUCCACACGACCCUACCGGGGCACAGACAGAUAGGCGAACACCCGACCAGUUCGUGAAAGUUGGGUGGGAGUCAAAAUUUUCCUUUUCUCCGUGUGCUGGAAUUUCCUUCUAUCCAUCUUCUUGGAGGCCUCUGUGGAAUUUCCCGAAUCAAGGAAUACGGAAUCUAUCGCUUGUCCUCGACUUUUGUCCUAGCCUGCCAUCACAACUGGGUCCCAGAGUGGCAGACAGUGACCUUUGCGGAUCGAGUGAAAACUGCCAGUGAAAUUACAAUACACUUCCGUCCCUUCAGUUGAUUGGUUUUCAGUUCCGCGUAGGAUUUUCGCGUCUCGUUCGGUCUGUCGGUCGAUUAAUGUGUGUGGAAGUAUGUGGUGCGUUUCCUGAAGGUUAGACCAAACAAGUCAGCGGGAGACGAGUGUGGAGACUCCCCGGAGAGCCCUGUAAUCGCGUGAAACGGAACCUGUGUGUAUUGAGGAUGUAGUCAAGUGAAGAGGAAAAUUCUUCUUUCCAUCGAUAGCCCCGGAUGUAGGCAACUUUUCCGACCUUUUUUCCUCCGUCUCAUGCUUGCUUCUUGACAGCGGUGAAGAAAACUUAGUAAGGUGAUUGAAAAGUGAAAAAUUGAGAAUAGCAAAAAAAUAAAUACUCGGAAAUCAAGCAAACCAAAUUAUAUUAAAGGAGAAAAAAAUAUCCAGAAGAAAGAAAUCUCCGACGCAGAACGGAUCUCCGCGGGGUGGAAAAUCGUUGCGGAAGGUGGAGAAAGUUGUGUUUCCGAAUUUUCCCUCUGUGGUGCGGAGCGAACCGUUCAAUGUGCUAGUGUGUGCGUUUUUGUGAGUUUCUUCUCUGCGCGCCUUCGAGUGUUGUUGUUCGUUGGAAAACCGUGCCCUUCGAUAAAGCCGCCGCAAUUUUUGUAGCCAGACGACGACGCCGUAGAAGAAAUAACUCUGCCCGAAAUGCGAUAAAGAAGGUGAAGCUUGUUCAACCGUGUGCUGUUUGGUGAAAAAGUCAAUUUGAGAGGAGAUACGGUAGUAGCUGAUUUCGAAUUCACCACGACGAGAUAAAGGAUCGUUGGCAGCCUGAGUACCCUGCAGUAGCAGCCAGCGUCUGGAGAUAAGAGACCAGGCGAUCGUCCAAGCAGAAAACUAAGAGUUUCUGCUUCUGUUCUCACCCUUCACCAAGGGGGCCAGCGAAUCUUUGGCAGUUAAUGGCGGUUGCUCCCGAGCCUUCCGGUGUUGUCUGUGCCAGAGAGGUCGCCGGGUGAUAAAAACCGGAACAGCAAACGACAACAACAAUUACUCAACUGUGAAUUCCGAAAAAGCACUCUGCAGAGCGUGACAUAAAUUAAGGGAACACGCUCGACGAGAGGUUGCAACACAGGAUAUAAAGCAAAUAAAUAAUCAUCAUUAUUAUCAUAAAACAUAAAACGCCACGGUAGAUUCGGAAAGGGCGUUCCGAGGUUGCGAAAGGGUAAAUUGGUUGUCGCCCUGUAUGACCAAAUUGUGUAAAGUGAUGGUUGCAACAGCAAACAGCAUAAAACGGCAUCUCUCAUUAAGUCAUCAAAAACUAGUGAAUAAUUUAGUGUAAGAGCACUUUGGGAAUGGAGUGAUAAAAAUUAAAGAGCAUUUAAUGAAAAUUUAAACCAAGAGCCAAGCACAGACCCGUCUAUCCUGCCCGGGAAAGUUUCCACUUCAUCCGACUCGUUCUAGCUGCUCUCUAUCCCGAUCCUUCCUGACUCCGUCUGCCGGUUGGCUUCGAGCGCUCCCUGGCUUACGGGCACCCAUUCGUGCAUGUGCAAAAGUCAACACAGCAGAAAUUGGAGACAUCCUGUUCUCCCGCACUCUUGCUCCGAUUCCAUCCAAAACUAAUUCUCGUGUACAUGAGAUUAAAGUGUUUACUCUGGAACGUCGAAUAUAAACUCUAUCGUCAUCUUUCCUACUCGCUUCGGCUGCUCCAGAACUGUGAAAGCACGACUGUAGUGGCAGCAACUUCCUAUACUACAACGUCCUAUCCUCGUAACAAGCGAUUUUUAAGGCUAAACUUUCAUCCUCUCCGAUCGCCCGAUAAACCACCUAGCACCAGCGUGGGGAAUAAGUGCUCAUAAAAUAAUAGCAGUGACUACAUGCAAUCAGAGUUUUACCGAAGAACAAAGUGUCUCCCCGAAGCAGAAAGUGGGGGAAAAUUGAAGUGAAGUGAUUUGUGGUUCCCUGGAACGUUUCGCAGCAUCGCAUCUGAUGGAUUACACUUGUCGUCGUUAGGAACGCAGGUGAUGACGUCAUGAUACCAACGACCGAUCAGCGAAUUUGGAUUAUAUUUUGUUGGUACCUUGUCUUAACAUGUUUCUUCAUCAGUCAACACAUCCUGCCGGUAGCCACCGCAAACAGUGGCUCCGCAGAAGCAAGCCUCCGAUUGCUAGAUGACAGUGAGCUGGAUUUGCUGGACAUUGAGCACCAGCAUUCGCGAAACGAUAGAACCACCUCCUCGUCCUUAGCAUCCUUACCCGCAUCGCAACAACAGCCCCACGAGUCGUCCUUUACCGCCAGCCGGGGCAACGCUAGGAUAAACAAUAAUCAUAAGAUAAAUUUAGUGUCUUAUACAGCGAAUCUAGAUAAUAUUUUGAACAGUCUAGAAGACGAUGAAGAGGACGAUGACGAUGACGUCGAUGAACGGCGAUUCGGGAUGCAGGACCGUCGAAUCGUCACCGGUGCCAAACUGUACGAACGGAACCACGAGGCCAACGUGCAGCACGACGCGGCUGCUCAGCCGGUACGACACCGGUUGUUAGUUAAUCAAAUUGUCCAAAAGUACUACCCCAACCACCGUCGCCACAGGAGGUCGCUGCUGCUGCGAAGAUCGGCACGAAGCUCCAAUCUUGGCUCGGACUCUAGUGCACUCAAGCACCAAGAAGUAGCUAUUUCAUUCUCCUCCACCACACUGUCUCCCAGUUCUUCUUCUUCUUCUACAUCUUCACCACCGUCGUCGGUGUCACGGCAGGUGACACGGACUGAACCUGUUGUACAUGAUCCUUCCAACCAGAGUAGUAGUAAUUACGAAAACAGUGAAUACGACAAACCAGAAAAGAAUGGGAAGAUGGCUGUGAAAAAUAUUAUUAGGAGUAAUAAUAGUGAACAUAAUUUCGUAAGAAACUUGACGCUCGCUAAUGCUGAGCAUUCAUCAUCCGACAAGAGCCGAGCGGUGGGAAAGGCCACUAGCAAGAGAAAAAGCAAUGCAGCAGCUGCUCCGUUGUUACCCGACCCAAAAAGGCAAGAUGCUGUACAGGAAGUAGAGCACCAGAAGGAAGCCAAAUCGGCAACCGAGCUGGGUGGUGCUGGCGGGGAUCCCACCCACUCCAGCCCAAAGACUAAUACAUCAACCCAGAGAGCAGUUACAUCAACACAAACAUCGUCACCAACGUCAGUGGCAGCAGUGGAAGUGGCACCUCCGGAGUUGGAAUCCGUUGUCGAGCGAACAAUAACACCACGGGAACAUUUGCCGCAAAAUAGCUACAGUGCCAUUAAUGUCGACAGUUUCAAUUUGCUCGACGAUAGCGUUUAUGUCAGCAACAGUAGCAGUAGCAGCAGCAGCAUCAAAACGAUGACGGCAACCAACCACGGUGAUGGCUCUUACUCUACACCCACUACCAAGCCACACGAGAGCUUGAACAGUAAUAACAUAUUUGCUAGUGAAAACUUUGAUGAGCAAAUUAUUUUCCUCAACGGUGGUGAUUUGCUCGAAGCCAGCCCGGAGCAGUACGACAUGCGGCAGUUUGGUAAAGUGGAGCGGGAUGUCAAAAUGGGUGACUUGAGAAACAUGGAUCCAUUUCUGAAUGACGAACCCGUUGCACUUGCGCUGAGACCGAUUAUCCGGGGCCCAACGGAUGAACACACCGAGGACAAUGUGGUGGUAAUCUAUGCAGAACAACAUGAAACAGUGACGAUGGCCUGUGAGGUCGAUGCGGACAUUACCUCCAGCGUGUGGCUCAAGGAUGGUCAAAUGGUGCACAUAAUGGAUAAAAAGUCCCGAGCCGAUAAUGUGAGAUUUAUCAGAGAGUCACAUGGUGGCGUCACCAUCUCCAAUGUCAUGCUCGAGGACGAUGGAGUAUGGCAGUGCGAGGCGGAGAACGCUCGGGGAUUCUUCUUCAACGGGCGACCGAUUAAGUUGGUUGUGCUAGAUCCCCCGAAGGAACCGUACCUACUGAUCGACCAGCGACGGCUUGACGCAGGAAACAUGUUCAUUCCGGUGAAGGAAAACUCGGAGCUUACGUUGGCCUGCGUUAGCGAAGGUGGAAAUCCGAAGCCCUUGCUCAACUGGGAAGUGUUGCUCAGUCCCGGAAUCGACCGUCACGCUCAAAAAAUCUCCAACGAUGUGCUGGAGCUGCAGGAGAUUAAACGAGACAAGCAGGAUAAGGAGCCGUACAAAAUAAACGCAGGUGCUAUUUCGGAAGCAAAACUUCCGGCAGUCUUUCGCGUGCAUCACAACGCGCGCAUUCUCUGCGUAAUGGAACAUCCGACGCUCAAAAUGCGUCAAAACGCCUCGAUCCUGCUAGACGUUCAAUAUUCGCCCUCGUUUGCCAUCACCAGGACGCCCGGCUUUGGUUAUCCGCUGCGGGAAGGCAUCGAAGUGUCGCUCAAAUGCGACGUCGACUCGAAUCCACCGUCGACGCCAGUCUGGCAAAAAGACGACGGCGAAACCCCAGUGCCGCAGACCGGCGAUGGAUUUCUCAAUUUCAGCGCGAUUAGGCGGGAACACUCGGGCUGGUACAAGUGCACCUCGCGUCAUCUCAAUUUCCAGUACUCCAGCAUCGGAUACUAUCUGAGCGUUAGGUAUGACUCCGUCGAUGUCACAUCGGAACCCGUAGAGCAGGAUCUGCCACUGUCCUCAUCGUCGUCGUCCUCGUCGGCUACGUCUGCGGCCGCCGGGCUGCAGAACGGUGCUAAUAAUUUCAAAGGUGGCCAAAUGGAAGUGGAACUCGGUGGCUCCGUCACGCUUCAGUGUCCGCAGGGUUCCCUCGGCUGUUGGUCCCAUUUGGAUCCGAUAACGGCGCGGCUCAAGGGACUCGGCGUCGGUAUCUCCACGCCGACCGGGCAGUUUUCGCUGAAGGACGUCGUCUACCAGGACGCCGGCUCAUACAAGUGUGUUGGCCAGAGUUCAACCAAUCGCAAAAAGCUCGAAGUACUGCAAACGGUUUCGAUUGCUGUUAAAGGUGCACCGACAGUGAUUGCUCGGAACACGACGCCAGUGGCCUAUGCGGGUUCACCUUUGCACCUGUCCGUGGAAUUCUGUGCCAAUCCGGCGGCGUACGCGGCACGAUGGCUGCACGGCGAUCUGGUCUACACACCUGGCAAGAAGUACGGCGAUGACGUACUGGCCUAUGGAUUCAUCGAUCUGCCGACACCAUUCUGCAAGGAGGCACGUCUAACCUACGUGCACAUGCACGAGAAAGUUCCUCGUACGUUCUAUUUCAUCGUAUCAUCGCCAGGUGGCGUUGCAGAAGCGAUCUUCAGCGUGAACUUUACGCUCAAGCACAAGACCACCGGUUCGUCGCUGCUGUCCUCGUCGUCGUCCUCGUCCUCAUCCUCGGGCCCAUUCGGAUCGUCAUCCCUCGCGUCGGCAGCGUCGGCGUCCGCUUCCGGCGGCGGUCUCAGCAACGGUGGCUCCGGCUAUAAAAUCAACACCAACACCAUCAACAACCUGCCCGGCAACAGUCUCGAAGAGGACGAGGAGCUGAUGGAACCGGAAGAGAUUCAUUUUCCCAUCUUUGGCUCGGGCGCCAACUGCCCGCUAUCCGUCUGUAAGCAUCACUCUACUCUUUAUCGUUGUUACUCCGUACUCCUAGCAUUGUUGACGUGUUUUAGAUAUGUUUUAUUAAAGUAUUAAUUAAAGCGUAAUUACACGAACGCCCAGAAACCGGGAAAAGUGACGGAAACUGAGUGAACGAGAGAGUCCUUAGCGCGACUCCGGUGACAUGGAAAUUGUCCCGUUGAAACGAAUGCGAGUCAAGAGUGCUUGUCUAUGUCCGUGUAUGUGUGUGUGUGUGUGUGUGUGCGUGUGCGAAUGAACGGAGUUGAGUGUAUUCGUGGGUGACACCCACUUCAAAAGUCCUAAACUUAUCCUCUCUUGUACCCUCCAUCCAGGUGGGGGUGUUCGGUUUUAACACAUCCCUGACUUAGCUAUUAAAUUUCUCAUCUGUAAGCAGGAAAAGCUUUUGACAGGUGGAUUAUCAUUAUUCACUUCCCCACAAAUCAGCAGGAAAACACGAUCCACUAAGCCCGAACACCUCUAACCGUGUCGUUCCUCUAAUAUUAAAUACUCGCUCAAAAACCACACUCCAAAGCCAACCACACUUUGCUGUCACUCGAAUCCCGCCAAAUGAAGAAUUAAUAUCCACGCGAAGCAGCAAACCGUAAAGGCGUAAUUACAUCACCACACAAUAAAUUUCGCUUGCCACCCUUGAAAUUCCCCACCAUGGAAGACAUUCCAGACCUCCUCCACACCCACACAUCCUCGUUCCCGCAUCUAUUUAACUGCAUGUGGUAAAUCUUAUUUUAAUUAGUCGUCAGUCAGUCAGCGUGCAUUCAAAAGCUCUUCUGCUGGUUCUCGGAUGCAGUUGCUUCGCUGAUGUCGCCGUUGCCGUCGUCGUAAGAGCUACUUGGGUGCAAUUUGUUCGUUUGCUAAUCACAUUUCCCUACGCGAGGAUUGUUGGUUGGUAUUCAAAGCACUAUGCCACCGAUGGGGACUAUUCCAGACCCGCUCCGCUCCCUGCUCACGGUACUGGUAAUUGCUGGUAAUUUCGAAUCAAAUCCAAUCAUGUCUGCUGCCGUGUGGUUAUUAUGCAAUGAGAUCACCACCCCCCUCCCACCUCAAGUAAUUAUCGGUUGGCGCGGUGGAAAUGUUUCAGUUGUGUAGAUAUAAAUUUAUGACAACGGUGAACAUAGUUAUGGAGAGCAGCCAGUGAUUAGAUAACUCCCUUACAAUGAGUAAAACUAACGAAAUACAAAAACACUUUAAGUUCAAAGUUUAAACAUAUUUCCGUAGCGUAGUUGACACACUAGAGUUUGUCUCAGCCGAACACCGGAAGUUCAUAGCCAAUUGGAAAUUUUGGAAAUGUGACGUUAGGUUGAGAGUAGCAACUGAAACAUUGUAAUCCAACUGUCCGGAUAUUUUGUUUGACCCGGAUACGAACAUGUUGUCGAUACCGACUGUUGCGGGAAGGUAGAUAGAGGAUAAAUUUUCUCCAAAGUUUCAGUGAUGGUCGUCUGGCGACAGAAUUAUAUGAUCCGAUGCCGGCGAGCUAAGCGUAGGAAUUUUCAUUGAAUCACUUCAAUAGCUAUACCCAGACUCUAUUGUAUCGACACCACACAACUACAACGGAUUCCAACAUAGAUCAGACUAAUGCACUAUACAGAGGUAUUAAGCUGAAAGGAGUAUCACGGAAUUCGUCUGAAAAUUUAAAUUGCUUUGUUUCAAUUUAUGAUCGAAACGUUACAUCGGAAUAUUAAAUCAUACCUAGAUCCCUGACCAGAUGGAUGAUUGUUAAAGAUGAUCUUCAGUGUUCGAUUUCUGCCAUAUGAAAUGGUACUGCAUUUGGCCAAACAUAACUCCAAGAGAGUUAGUUUUCAGUAUAUCAGUAAUCAUGUCGAUUCAUGAUUUCUGUAAAAAUUCCAUUUUAGGAGCAGUAAUGCGACCUAAGCCAAAAUAAUGAAAAAUUCCGUUAGAAUUACAUUGGUUUGAAAUUUGAUUUCGAUUUCUACCAGCUGCAAUAUAAACAUAGGUAGCUCCAUUUACUUGCUGAACAUUGUUGGCACCGGGUAGAGAUGAAGAAUUUUAAAUGGAAUUUUGGCUGGAUGAUGGACUAUUUUUAUCAUCCGCAAGCAUUUCAAUUUGAUUGCUCAAUUGAAUUUCAUCAGAAAGGGGAUCAAGUGAUUGCCAUUUUCUUUUGUGCUAAGGUGCCAUGGAGGCAGAACCAAGUUUCUGUAAAUCGCAUUCCAAGCAGAUUACUAUAAGAAUCCGAACGAUCGAAGAGGAAUGUUCCAAGUCGAUGGCCAAGCAGGAUUCCCUCGGGUAGGCUCCAAACAAGGAUCGAUAAGGAAUAAGAGUCAAACAAGGUAAAAAUGUUAUAGAUAAUAUUGAGCACUGAAAAGUGCUGUUUAAAUUUGCUUCAGGUAGGAGUAACACUUCCUUCAACAAAAAGCAAAAAAAUCCGGACGGCAAGAGAGCACACUAUUCAGAUGCUUGAUUUUUAUGGAUAAAUAUCAACAAGCAAACAACAGCGCAUGCAAAUAAAAGCUGUGAUUUCUUUGCUCCAAAUAUCAAGCUUAUAAAGUUCGUCAGCUACAAUUAUCACCAAACUAUGGUGAGUUUGAGUUUCAUGAUUUUUGCUUUACUUUCGAAUAAUGGAUAAUUUUAAUCAUGAUCGUAGCAUUUAUGGCCACGUGGCCAUCUGAGAGUUCAAGGGGUUGAUUUGCCUACAGCUUUCGUUAGAUGUUGUUGAUUUCCGGGUUUCUUCUCCAAAACGCUGCGGACCGAAUUGUUCUAUCUUGAUGGCUCCCCGAUCAUUGUGCGGCCGAUUCUAGGUUGACAAGCCGUUGGAAAUUUACGAUUCGAGUCAGGAAUAUUCCCAAGUAACAUUACAAGUUUAAAUGAGGUUUUAAAGCAUGCUACAAGUCUUAAUCAUGGUCUACAGAGCCCUCAUAAAACCAAAAUUGUUAUUGGUAUUUGUUAUUGAGGUCAGCUCGGGUUCCGAGGGUUAUCGCUGCUAUCAAAAGGAAGAUUCGGGUGAAUCCAGUGCGUUCAAUAAGGAAAAUGGUAAAGGAACACGGGAUCAGUGAGUUCACGGCACGGAAGAUCGUAAAGGAAGAUUACGGGGCGAAGUCGAGGGCACGGAAAAAAAACUUACAUGAUUACCAACCGCAUCCGGGAGCUACGGGUCGAACGAUGCAAGAAAAUCUUGAACUUCCUAAAGCGAUAAAAUCCGGUAAUCCUAUUCACCGACGAAAGCAUGUUUACCGUCGAUCCCGUAUCAAAUUCCAGAACCGACCGGUAUAUUAGUUCUCUACCGGUAAAAUACGUGGCCGAUGAGCACAAAAACGUGUAUCUGACCAAGCAUCCUGCUAGCGUUAUGGUGUUUGGAUUGGUGGCUUCCAGAAGGCGACAAGGUCAACACGGAGGUCUAGAUUGGGCUUUUAACAAAGUAUGUUCUUCCGUGGAUCAAAGAACAGUACAGUCCGAAGCCAAAUGUUGUAUUGCAACAAGAUGGGGCUCCGUGCAACACCUCGAACCGCACUCAGAAGUGGUUGCAGGAACAUCUUCCGAUGAGCUGCCAUCCAGCCCCAAUCUUAAUCCACUGGAUUACUCAAUAUGGUGUGUAAUGAAGGCCAAGGCCUGUUCUAAACACCACCCGAGUACAGCAAGCCUCAGACAAACAUUGACCCGUACCUGGAGAGAAAUGGAUCCAAACUACAAUAUAAGAACCUGCCGUGUAUUCCAGAAGCGUGUGGAGGCCGUAAUUGCAGCAAGUGGAAACUCGAUCGAUGAUUAACAUAGUUUAAGACUCUGAGAAACAUCCCCCCUUUGAAUAAAUAAAAAAAAAACUCGAAAACGAAAUUUUUGAGAUUUUUUUUAGUUUUGACAUUGCUCAAUGGUGCAAACAUUAUCACGCAUACGGUAGAGUAACUUAUAAACUCUCAAAAGAGAUCGAUUAUAGUUCCAUUUUGUACCCAUUAAGAACUUGCAAAGAGGUUGAGCCUGAAUUGCGUUAUAUCUCGUUCACAUUACAGCUUAUUUCACGUAAUAUAGAUUGUCUUGCAAUGAACACUCAUACACAGGAUUUCCAGUGAAAACUAGAUGUAUGAGUGCUCAUUGCAAGACAGCUUUUCUCACGUGAUAUACGCUAUAGUGUGAACGGGGUAUUAAGGUGUUUACUAUAAUAUAUUUUGUGGAUGCAUUUUCCUGAUACAACGUUCUAUUCGUGAUCAUGAAAAAAAUCAAAUUUGCUUCUUUCUAUGAUUAUUAAAUUGCUAACAAAACCAAAGGCAAGUUUUCCUCUUUACAUUCUGCAAGGAUCAUUUUAGCAUUUUAUUGGCUUAGUUCCCAGCACCAAAUCUUUAACACUUAGAGUAAUUUGUAUGAGAAAAUGCAGCCCUACUUCCUCAUUUAGCUGACCGAUCGUUACCACAUGCUCCAUUAUUCACUCACAUUUAACAUCUAUCAUUUCCCUCAUACUCCUCUGUGGUUCAUUCAACCUUCGCCCCAACAAACAAACAACAAAGCGAGCCAUCGGAAAAAAGUAGUUAUCAAUAAGUAUAUACGCAAGCUGAAUACAGGAAUGGAAACAAAGCUAACCAAUAACAUCAGUCAGAAUUACAUAUUGCAAUUCGAGAUUAUUUUUUAGGGAAUGGUAAGUUGCGACAGCAACGCAAAAAAGCAAACAAACACUUACACACAAAGUUGAAAGGAACACAAAACCAAGCAAGGUAAGCUAUUGCAACAAUUAUGAAAAGUGUAAAAUAUAUACAAAAUUUAUUGAAGAAAAAGGAAGCAACAUGUGCUUGUUAUAUGAACCACAAGGUAAGAUCACAACUGAUAAACCAAAACUAUUUAAUAUUUAGCCUGUAAGUGAUAACCAAAACACUACACAUUAAAGGUGGCAUAAAGACAACUUUUGAAGGAAAAAAAAAAUAAACAAAGGAAAACUGUGAAUACUAAUUGUUGAUAGUUUAUUUUUCUCCUGUGUUAAAUAGUUAAGAUCAAAUUGAUGCAUAAGAAGAUAACAGAGGAAGUAAAACGCUACACUGGAUGGCGAAAGGAUUGUUUUAAAAUUGUUGUGUAAUUAAGCAAACGGAUAAACAAAAAAAAACAGAACUGCGGGAAUAUCCCAGCUGGAAAAAUUAGGGAACUAGGGCAGAGUGUAAGUAAUUGGACGUUCUUUCUGACUAUGCCAACUUCCUUUUCCUCGACGAAAAAACUCCAUCGUUUGAGUUCUGUGCUCUUUAUCCCCCUUUCGCCCAAUCAAUAUACUUUACCCACUCACUCACUCUCUUUUGAACGAGAAGAACAACAACUUGUAUCUUGUGCCAAAUUUCUCUGAAGAAGAUGAAGACAAACGAACAUCUUCUACUACUACUACACACACUUACUCACUCACUCAUACUUUCUACCACUUACAUUCACUGCACAACAAAGAAAACGGACUCGGUAGUUGCUCCACUCGGUUAUGGUAAGAAAAUUAUUUUGCAUAAUCCUCGCAUUCUCCCCCGGAUGAAUUGGGUGGAUCUCAUGAUGAGAGAGAAUGAGGAGGGGAGCGGGUGGAAUUUUGGCUUCCCUCGUUUAUAACACACAGUGGCACCUUACUGCUCUCGCAUCCAAUUUCAGAUAUGAUAAAUUAUUUCACUCCUUCUUCGAUGCGAUGGGGACGCCAACGGAUGGCUCCGAAGACGACGAUGACGACGACGACGGCGACGACGGUUGGUUUUGCUCCCAAGGUCCGGAUGGAGCCUUUCCGAUCGAUGAUGGUUGGUCGUAGCAACCAACCUAGGAACGAUAUCACAAAUUCUAUCACAUCUCUUUUGGUGGCGAUGCCGCUGCAGCUACAUACGGAUACGUUCACUGUGACGGGAAGGUAUUGGAAUGGCUUCGGGAACACAAUUGGAAUUUGAGAGUGGGUAAAUUUUGGGGGUAUGGUUUGGUGAAGCUAUCCAGGAUCGCAUUGCACUGGCUUGAAUGUUUUUGAACAACUAGAAAUUUCGAAAGUUUAAUGGGAAGUUUAUCUUACUGUUCGCUUGAUCUUGUGCUCAGCAAAUGAUUCUCCUGGGAAAUUUACUUCCGCAGUCGUUCUACUUCUUCCACUCUUUGUUUUGGCUAUAACUGAACCUGACCUCAGCUAAGAAAUCUUUUAGCGCUGCCACAGUUGUUAAUUGGGAACAUUCUAGACCAGUAGAUGUUUUGUAUUCGAUCAUUGAUUUUUGACGAAAACUGAUGAAUUUAACAACCAGAAAAGGUUCUUUUCCACACUAAGAUCGAACAUGCUGCGUUUGGCAUGUGGUCUAGAAGUGGGCGCCGAUUUAAAAAUGGUUAGCAGCGACUUUUGGGUAAUUUUGUUCACUGGCGGCGCACAGUGGGACAUGGCCAUUUGCGACGAAACUAUUGAGUGUAGCAUUUUGUUUGAGUGGUGAAUAUUUCUGCUUAAGGGGGAUAUACACUCAGAUAAGAUUUUUUUUUUUUAUGUUUUGUUAAAAUUGAUGAACAUGCAUGGAAACAUUGUAGAUAGAGUUAUUUUAAGAAACUUUGUCCAAUACGACAUUUUUCUAUCUCUCAUGUAGACGUAAUUUGUUUGUUUUAAUUUUCCAAUUUUUUUAAUGUUCUCACACGUUUUAAGUGCUUUGAAAAUGCACAUUUUUGCUCCAGGAAUCAAAUCGCAAUCUCUUUGUUUAAAGGAUUUACGUCCGUUUUUAUAAUUUCUAAGCAACAUUUUUCAACCCUCAAAUAAAGUACUCAAAUAUAAAGAUCAUUCUAGAAGACAUCAAAAUGGUACGCUCAAUAGUUUCGUACCGUUAUUUUUAAUGUUUUGGGAAAUUGUUUGACAACAGUUUGUAUCUGGCUCAUCAAUGGAUUGUUGGUGUUCGUUGUAAAUGAUGGAGGAUUUCGAAAUGUUAUCUUCUAAAACAAGUGACAAACCUUUUGUUUCAGCUGGUAUCGACUCUCAUGGGGUGGUAAUUUGAAUCUAUUUUUUCACGGCAGUCGUCUCAGAUAGCCUUUUCAGUGAAGACAGUGGUUGAGGGAAACUUUUGGGUUGGACAUUUUCUCGACUUCCCUGGGCAUAAAGUGUUAUUGUACUUGCCACAAAAUAUACAAAUGCAUGCAUUGUUGUUGGCAUCGAAAGCUCUCAAUCAAUAACUGUAGAAGUACAUCUAGAACACUAGCUUGAGAACAGGGAAAACGCUCGCUACAGAAGCGUAAAAAGCCUAGAAGAGGAAGACGAAUGCGUAUUACUCUCCAUUGAAUGUUUUCUAUCCUGUCAGAUCCGUUUUGGUAGAAAGGAUUCGCCUUCCCAUAUUUUGGCACCAACCGAACAACUGAACAAUACUAAAUUUUUAGACUGGAUAUGUCCUUAAGGCAAGUCCACACGUCUGAUCGAAGUGUUUAAGCACUUGAUAUUUCAUAUGCACAAUCACAUUUAUUUUAAGUGUAUUUCACCAUGGUUCAAUGUGUUCUACACGUUGAUUUCUUGUCUUUCAAACUUUGAAAUGUUGAUAAUCUUCUCUAUCGAUUUAAAUGUAUUGCACAUUGAAUCACACUACUGUUCAAAACUGGUGGGUUUGAAGUGUUUUGCAUUUCAAUGCGAUGUGAAAUACUUGUUCUGCAAGGAACAUUGAAAACAUGAGUUGUGACUUCAUACUUUUCAACCAGCCUCAUAUAUGAGACGACCGUUUGCUAGUGAGAUCGAAUGAAGACAACUGUAUCAGCACACCCAAAACGGUCCAAGAUCAAUUCCCAAAUCAGACCCAUUAAAAAAAAUCAUGUGUAUGCUCUGCCCUCUGGCAGCGUUGUUUAUAUAUGUGUCGAUUUAAUUUUUGAGUCGGUACAUUAGAAGUCGAUAAAGUAGAAUAUUGAA